GAUGUGGUGUUUAACACUCACCUCUUGAACUUGGACGCUUUCUUUCCCAUCUUCUAGUUUAGUAUUUUGAGGAUGGGUGCCGGCUUCAAGAAGUUCUGUAUGCGAUUUUGCUGUUGCUGCUGCUGUGAGGAUGAUGAGGAGGAAGAAAAGAGACCUUUACUUAGUCACGACACUUUAGAAUAUUUCGAUCGCGAGGCGAAAAAAAGGCGGGACCAAGAGACCAACCUGUGGAACGAACCCGGAGACCCCUCCCACUCCGAGAGAGACGACGACCGCACGCUCUACAACCUGCUGCAGUGCAGAGCCAACACCCAGCGGGGCUCGCAGGGCUACCGGCGUUUGAGCAUCGACAUCGAGGCCAUGAGAGACAUGAGAAGAGAGGUGCGAGAUAAAUGGAAGAUGAUUUUAGAGAAUCUGGGGUUCAUGGCUGAAGCCGAGUCUCUGCUGACCGUGUCUACCAGCGCAUCAAAUGACCGCAUGAGAAACGCAGCGGUCGCCCGCAGCCUUCUGCAGACCCUCCACACCGAGACAUCCUUAUUCAACAGCAAAGAGCCUCCACCCGAGAGAUACCUCUUCAUCAUGGACCGGCUGAUUUAUCUGGAUGCUGCUGAGGAUUUUGUGGCCAAGGCUCGACGCUUCUACCCUCCUAAAGAUGAUGAUGAUGAUGAUGAAGAAGAAGAGGAAAACACCAAUCGAAUAAAUCUUCCUCUGCUGCUGUCCCACAUGAAUCAGAACAUCUCUGGAGGAGAGGACGAGGAUGAUGAGGGCGAGACCACCGGUCCAGAAGAGUGACAAUGAGAUUAGAUUGUGUCGAUGUUUUCAGAAAUCAGCUUGAGGGGUUUUGGAGGUAAAUGGAUUUUGACUGAUGUCGGUUCGGGUCAAGGUGGAUGGGGAUGCUGAAUAUUAAAUGGCGCAAGUUUAAACCAUUUAUUAGACAAAUGCUUUUUUGAGAAAGAGGAGACGGUUUUCAGAAUCAUCAAAAUAGCUGCAGGUCUCACGUUUUAUGUAACUAUGAAUUAUAAGAUCAUUAGAAGAUUCAGGAUUACUGAGGCACUUUGAUAUUGUAAGUCUAAG
Molecule: messenger RNA, 1074 nt
Organism: Sinocyclocheilus rhinocerous
Lineage: Eukaryota; Metazoa; Chordata; Actinopteri; Cypriniformes; Cyprinidae
Product: melanoregulin
Exons: 5
Coding region: 73-792 (239 amino acids)
Biological process (GO): melanosome transport
Cellular component (GO): melanosome
Source: RefSeq, a predicted model, not a curated record